UGUUUUCCAUCUCUAGAUUCAUUUAGCGUCCCGUCUUGUUUUUAUCGAAUUUGUUUAAAAAAAAAAUAGCGAAACAUGAAAUAAGCGCAAAGUCUUCGACCAGUAAUCCUUGAUUCCUACCUUAUAUGAGUCAGUCCGAAGACGAAGGAGACGCAGAAGUCGACCCCGACUUGGAUGCGGAAAUCUACUCGUCGGACAGCAGGGAAUCCGAUCAGCCCGUUGCGCGCAGGCAAAACUGGCAGCGGAUUAUGACCCAGAAUCCUGACUUUGAUCCGGAUUAUGUGCUGCAGGAAAUGGAGGAUGAAUACGAUUCUGAGGGAUAUGUUGUCAGUGAUGAUAGUACUGCAGAUGAUGAGGAAAUGGCAGAGCUUGAGGAUGAAAUGGCGGAGAUUGAGGAUGAUAUAGCAGAGAAUGAGAUUGCAAUCGCAGAGAAUGAGAUUGCAAUCGCAGGGAUUGAGGAUGAUAUAGCAGAGAACGAGGAUGCAAUCGCUGAAAAUGAGGAUAUAAUAGCGGAGCUAGAGGAUGCAUUGGUAGAACAAGAGGAUGACCAGGCUGCAGGAGAGAACCAGGUUCCAGAACCUGUUCAGAAUCAUCCAGAUGAGAACCAGGAACCCGAUCUCCAUCGAGAACCCAUAGUACCUCCGGUAGCCCUGCUGGAUCCUCCGCCCAUGCCCAGUCCGCCCAGUACUUCCCGUCGAAACCAAGGCGGCGAAGCAGUUGUGAUCUCGCUGGACACACCGUCGCCGCCCAAAAAACGCAAACGUCUCUCCGCCGCCGACAAAAGUCUGAAGAAUUCGCCCGAAAGCAAACCAGCCAUUAUAGAGGACGAGGAUGACGGGCUGACCUGUCCCAUUUGCCUGGAUUCCUGGGAGAUGAGCGGCGAGCAUCGUCUGGUCUCGCUGCGCUGUGGCCACCUCUUCGGGGAAUCCUGCAUUCGCCGAUGGUUGAACGAAAGCCAACGCCAAUCGUCUGUAAAAGUGUGUCCCCAGUGCAAAACGAAGGCCACCUUCCGGGACAUCCGUCACCUGUACGCCAAGCGCAUCCAGAUGCUGGACACGGACAUUAGGGAGCAACUGGAGGUGGAGCGCCGACGCACUCAGACCCUGACCACCGAGCUGGCCACCGCGAAACUGGCCCACACGCUGACCGCCGAGAAGCUGAUGCUCCUGCAGAAGGACUACGAACGGCUGAGGGAGCUGGUGAGGGCAGGCGGUGGUCGAGGGGCCUUUGGAGGCGAUGCAGAAGGCCAUAAGGGCAUCCACCAGCUGGCCACACAUCGCCUGUACAUGGAGAAGAACUUUGAGAUCACCCGCGAGCCCGGCUGCCGAGUUCUGCUCUAUUCCGCCAAGCACUCCAUGCUGGUGGCCUCGCAGAAGAGCGCCCAGAAUCUGUUUCCCGGCUACGGAGUGCGCUUCAUCGAUCCGCCCAGCUUCAAGCCACUGCACUUCCUGCACACUUCGGCUAUGUUAAUCAGGGAUAUUGCUUUUAGCGAGUCGCAGCACUUACUAACGGUGGCCAGUCGCGAGCCAAAGAUUAAGCUAUUUGACAUAAGGACGCGACUGUGCUCGUCCAUGUUCACCGCCCACGACAAGAUGCUCUGGUCGUGCGCUUUGGAUCGCAACGAGCGUGAGCACUUCCUGUACGGCGGCGACCUGCGUGGAGGUGUUUAUAUCUACGAUUUGCGCUUCCCCGAGAACAUUCUCUGCGAGUUCCAAGCCGAAGAGAACUUCAGUCCUGUGAUACACAUAGUUCCAGUGCCACCGAACAAGACUUUCACCAGUGGCGGCUUCCUGGUCUGCCAGCUGACGGCCCUCACCUUCUACGAGUACGCCGCGGCCAGCGAUACGGCUGUGCCCACGCGGCUGAAUGUGGAGGGACCCUUCCUGUCCAUGCAGUACGAUGCCGUGCAGGACACGGUGCUCAUAUCGGCCCGAUCCAAUCCCAGUUCACCCCAGUCACGCUUCAUACUCGGCCGGCUGGACAAGAUUGACGGAACGCCGGUGCUGAAGGUGAAGGCAACCAUUUACGGCUCGAAGGCCACGCCGAUUAUGACGCGACCCACCCAACUGGGCGUCGAGGAUAAUACUUUGGUGGUGGGCUAUCUGCAGGACAGCAAGCAGCUAAUGAUGCAUGAUGUGCGACGGGAGGAGCGGGUGCAAACGAUGCCCGUCAAUGAGGUCGUGUACGACAUCUGCCCCGUGGCCACGCAGGCCGGUUCCUAUUUGGCCGCCCUCACCGACAAUAAAUGCCGCGUCUACAAAGUUAACAGUUCCAAGCGAUAGAAUAUGUGCCUGCAUGCGGAUUCGUUUUCCAUGAAAAUACCCAAAGAAAUGUUUAGUUUUAGCUGAUUUCCAUGAAACAAAGUGACUGACGAACAUAGAAGCUUAGUUCUUAGUUUAAUUUUUUCUCAUUAUUUCCGUUUAUUAAACAUUUGUCAACCUUACGGUUCGCGUACAAGAUUACUCUGAACAUAAAUCUAUAUUGUGUACUCCAUGUUCUGCUUUUUUUGAUUCUUGAUUUCAAUUUUUGAAUGCUCGUAAACUGUCGUGGAUAAGUCUUGUAUAAAACAAUAGAAAAUGUUGGUUCGAUUAAUAUAAUAUACAUAUAAAGCUAUA
Drosophila takahashii is the source of this 2615-nucleotide messenger RNA. RefSeq names its product mutagen-sensitive 302 (gene mus302). NCBI's taxonomy places the organism in Eukaryota, Metazoa, Arthropoda, Insecta, Diptera, Drosophilidae. Gene Ontology annotation, cellular component: nucleus. The record is from RefSeq and is a predicted model, not a curated record. Gene Ontology annotation, molecular function: ubiquitin-protein transferase activity; protein binding. Gene Ontology annotation, biological process: protein ubiquitination; interstrand cross-link repair.